AUGGGAUAUAUCUGUGAGAUCGGCUGCCGGAAAUGGGACAAUGUAUGCAAGAGUCCGGAGUGUGUCCAGACAGCGGGGAGUGUCCUGGCCAGGAUGAACCUGUCCGCCGAACCCUGCCAGAAUUUCUACAGUUUUGCGUGCGGUGGCUAUAUCAGCCGGACGCGGUUAACGUGGAACAAGACGCGGAUACGAGAGAUCCCUGAUGAACUGCCGCACAGAUACAAGUCAUACCUCAUAGACACGUUAUCCAGCGGGCAAGGGGAGAGUGACAGCCCGGCCCUGAAGUCACUGCGAGCCGUAUUCAAGUCAUGCAUCUCCAGAUCAGCAAGGGUCGAUGACGUCACACGAAUCACAAUGACCGAAUUCUUCCACAACCUGGGGGGUCUGCACUUGACAAACAACACACGUGAUAGCAGCUUCGAUAUGACGUCACUAUUAGCUAACGUCACGCGCUUGUACGGGGCUACGCCGUUCUUUAAAGUACUAGUCCACGGGCCCAGCAAGAUAUCGCUUAUCAACCGCUACUCCGACCACAUGCUGCAUCUCCUGCGGGGCCUAAACGACGAUGUUGGUAGUUUUCAGUUUCUUAGACCGAGCGACUUCAUACCAAGAUAUUCUCAGAAGAGCAAGCUGAGCGCUUUCAAGACUCUACUGUGGUCGGUGGUGUCGAUGUUGACGGGCAGUCGUGGAGAUGGCGCCGCCAGGGUGGCCGUGGAGGAGGUGUUUUACUUCCAGCUGGAACUCCACAAGGUGUUAUACGACGACGACAUCGACUGGACGGAGGAUGACGUCAGAGCCUGCUGGAAAGGCCACAAGUCUCCUAUCCACACACUGAACACCAAUUUUGGAGGGUACCAGAUCACGUGGUCGGACUUCUUGAUCCGGGUACUUGGUGGCAUUGACAUCACCUCCGUCACCGUGUGCCACAUCCACCUGAGUGCAGCCGUGCAGGAGCUGCUCGCCAACACCCCCUCUUACGUCCUCAAGCGCUACAUCCUCAUCCACACUCUUUUCAACACCAAGGUGUUCUCUCUGCUCCCCAAGUCCACCUCCUUACGGCGGCAGCUGAGGGUGUUCGGGCGAUAUGGUCAGGAAGCAGGAACAGUAGAAGAACAGUGUGUUCACACAAUCACGCAGCUUCUUCCCAACUCCUUGCUAUGUGAGACGACCCCGUCACGGUUCAGUCACGCCCAGUACACCAUGGAGACUGUGUUCUUCAAUCUGAAAAGAUCCUUGUCCGAAACAUUAUCCAUCUUGUUUGGAAUAACUUCAGAUGAGACAUAUAAGAUUGCCAACGAGACUGUGUCGAGUGUGUCGCGCGAGUGGCUGAGCGUGCUGCCGCUGCGGGAGAGUGAUGUCCGCCUCGACCAGUAUCAGCACCAGUCACAUCAGUCGUACCUGUCCAACUUUAUUGGGCUGAUCAAGCUGAGGACGCUGCGGUACAUGCAGGGGGAGGCGCAUCGGCCGUACAACCCCGUCAUCCCCAGCGUCCUGGGGGUGCUGGCGGGAUGCAAGGAGUUCGGGUUUCCUUAUGGGGGUGUGUGGUUCCCUUCUCCCAACCCCUCCUACAUCCACUAUGCUUCCCUCGGCACCUACCUCGCUCGCGACAUCUCCGACCAACUCGACAUCCAGGUGUUGCUAGACCACUACGCCGACGACAUCCUGAACGACAGCGCGGUGUUGUAUCUCGCCAUUAGACUUCAAUGUCUUGUUGACCUCUACAACCAUUUCGAAAUUCUCCGACAGGGCAACACUGUAUUCAAGGUGAGAGGAGCUGUUGCCAAAAACGAGAAUUGGAAGGAUCACCUGUCACUGAAAGUUGCUUACGAGAACUGGCGAUAUGACAAGUCAAGUCAGACGAAAGAAGUGAUUAUUCCAGGUCUCAAGUACAGCGAGGAACAAACCUUCUUUAUACUCUAUGCACAGACUAUGUGUGAGAAGGUCAGUCGACGAGGGUUGAUAGAACACUACAUCAACGACGACUCCGAGGUGACACCUCCUGGGAGGUUCAGGGUCCAUGGGGCACUGAUGAACUUCCGUCCAUUCGCUGCUGCCUUCAAGUGCCGACCAGACUCACCAAUGAACCCAUCAGAAAAGUGCCAAAUAUUCUAGUUAUCCAGGUUACAGUCAUAUUUAAGGCUGGAUUAACAAGACAUUGAUAAUGUGUGGAUAACUUUAGGUCAGAGGUCAACACGCCUCAUGGGGGAUAAAUUCAGGUCAGGGGUCAACACACCUCGCCUGUUACCUAAAGGUCAAGAAGUAUUACCUUCAGUUCAGAAGUCAACAUACCGCCAGAGGAAUAUACCUUCAGGCCGGAGGUCAGCCUAUUACAGUGGGGGAAACCGCUAGGUCAGAGGUCAACACAGCACAGAGGGGACAGCUGCAGGUCACACGUGGACACAAGGUGGACACAACCUUCUGGUGGUAGAUCCACAUCAAUGGCUCUACAUCACAUUGAUGGCCACGCAUCAAACAAAAAACUCUCCGACAAAACCUUAUCACUUGAACACAUGAGUUCACGUUCAUGUUCACGACUUCUUUCACAUUUCAGUCAUACCCAGGUUUCCCAUGCAUAAGUCAUAUCUCAUGUACACAUUCGCUCUUUCAUACCCGCCCUCAUGGUCUCUAUUUCCCCUUGCCCAACACGAUCUCAGUGUUCCUCGUCAUAGAGCAGCAUAUCACAGCCUGUCCUCGUUAUACGUCUAUACUUGUCAUACCUUAUUGUUCACCAACAUAUCAUUCAUAUAGUCCUCGUCCAGUUGCCUGACGCAAUGUCCGCCAUCGCCAUACCUCAUCUAAUUGUUACGUUGCAUCGAUUUAUUUCAUGAAUACAAGAUUGUAUCUAGUUGUUCAAUGCAUACCUCAUUGUAUCUAUUUCAAUGCAUAUCACAUUGUUCUAGUUGAUUCAUGCAUACCACAUUUAUUCUGUUGUUUCAUGCAUACCUCUUCAUAUCUAGUUGCUCAACGGAUACCACGUUGAAUCCAGUUGUUUCAAGUCAUCCACAUUAUAUCUAGUUGUUUCAUGCAUUAUAUAUAUGGCCAGUUGAUUCAUGCAUACCACAUUUUAUCCUGUUGUUUCGUGCAUGCCACAUU
Messenger RNA from Haliotis rubra (blacklip abalone), 3093 nucleotides. Its product is annotated as endothelin-converting enzyme homolog. The coding region runs from base 1 to 2112 and encodes 703 amino acids. The record is from RefSeq and is a predicted model, not a curated record. Gene Ontology annotation, cellular component: plasma membrane. The transcript has 15 exons. NCBI's taxonomy places the organism in Eukaryota, Metazoa, Mollusca, Gastropoda, Lepetellida, Haliotidae. Gene Ontology annotation, biological process: protein processing. Gene Ontology annotation, molecular function: metalloendopeptidase activity.